Messenger RNA from Alexandromys fortis (reed vole), 4954 nucleotides. RefSeq names its product trichohyalin (gene Tchh). Gene Ontology annotation, biological process: intermediate filament organization. Gene Ontology annotation, molecular function: calcium ion binding; transition metal ion binding. The record is from RefSeq and is a predicted model, not a curated record. The transcript has 2 exons. NCBI's taxonomy places the organism in Eukaryota, Metazoa, Chordata, Mammalia, Rodentia, Cricetidae.
UGUCUAAAUCAGUGUGAGUGAAGUCUCCCUAAAAUCAGCAGAGGCUUGAUUCCGAAUCGUCUCUUACUGUUCUAGGUUUACUUGAAUUUGAAGGAAAGAAAACAUGUCUCCACUUCUAAGAAGCGUUAUUGACAUCGCUGAAGUUUUCGAUCAUUAUGCCACACAUAGCUGUGAAGGAGCAUCACUGAGCAAGAAAGACCUGAAGAACCUCCUUGAAAGGGAACUUGGAGAUGUCCUCCAGAGACCACAUGACCCUGAGACGGUAGAUGUGAUCCUAGAACUUCUGGAUCGGGACUCCAACGGGCGUGUUGAUUUCAACGAAUUCCUCCUGUUCCUUUUCAAGCUUGCUCAAGCUUGCUAUUCCGCUAUCAAUCAGGCCGUAGGGCUAGAUGAGAAGAGAAGCCUGUCACAAGAUCGCAGGCAAGAAGACCAAAGGAGAUUCGAGCCCCGGGACGUACAACGGGACGAAGAACCCGGGCGCCGAAGCUGGCAGAAAAGACGUGAGCAGGAGGAGCGCGCUGAGGAGCAGAGCAGGAGGCAGGAGAGACUGGAGGAGCGACAGCAGAGGCGAGAACUGCAGGAACUGGAGGAGCGCCUGGCGGAGAAAGAGCCGCUAAGCUGGAGCCAGGGUCCUGAUGCUGAAGAGUUUUCCGAGGAAGAGGAACAGCAAAGGCAAGAGCUCAGGAGCAGGGAGCAGAGGGAAGAGAGACGGCUGCAGCAGCUGCGCGACCCCGAGCUGAGGCGCGAGCAGGAGUUGGUGGCUGAGGAGGAUGAGGAGCAGACGCAACUCCGGGAGCCCCAGACUCUCACCCGGAGGUUGCAGAGGCAGCUCGAAAGCGAGGCCGAAGCCCGUCAGAACAAAGUCUACGCCAGGCCGCGCAGACAGGAGCCGGAAGAGCGUCAGCUCCGGGAGCAGGAGCAACGGUCCCGGGAGCUCCGACUGCAGCGCACCCAGGAGGAGGAGGAACGCCUGGAGCAGCAGCAGCAGAGGCGCCAGGUGGAGGAGCAGCGCUUCCGGGAGGAGGAGCAGCAGCGAGCAGAGCUCCAGGACAGCCUCCUAGAGGAACGCCAGAGGCGUCGUCAGGCCGAUCGCAGGCAACUGCAGGAAGAAAGCCAGAGGCGCCGCACGCAGAGGGAGGAAGUGCUGCGGGAGGAGCGGCUGCUGCAAGAAGAGGCUCAGCAGCGCCGGCAGCGGGACAGGAAAUACCGCCAGGAGGAAGAGCGGCUGCAGCAGGAAGAGAAGCAGCUGCGGCAGGAGGAGGAACAGCUGCGGCGAGAGGAAGAGCAGCUGCAGCGGGAGGAAGAACGGCUGCAGAAGGAAAGGAGGCGCCUGCAGCAGGAGAGGCAGUAUCGCAAGGAGAACGACGUGCAGCGCGAGGAAGAGCAGCUGCAACGGGAGGAAGAGCGGCUGCAGCAGCAGGAAGAACGGCUGCGGAAGGAAAGGAGGCGCCUGCAGCAGGAGAGGCAGGAUCGCAGGGAGAACGACUUGCAGCGCGAGGAAGAGCAGCUGCAGCGGGACGAAGAGCAGCUGCAGCGAGACGAAGAGCAGCUGCUUAGGGAAAGGAGGCGCCUGCAGCAAGAGAGGCAGUAUCAAGAGGAGGACCUGCAGCAGGAGGAAGAGCGGCUGCAGCAGGAGGAAGGGCGGCUACGGAGAGAAAGGAGGCGCCUGCAGCAGGAGAGGCAGUAUCAAGAGGAGGACCUGCAGAGGCUGCGGGACGAAGGUCAGCGUAGGGAUCUGAAGUGGCAGUGGCUACCAGAGAGAGAAAGUGAAGCUCGUGGCCGCAGGCUCUUCUCCAAACGCAGGGAGGAUGGAGAACAGAUCCGGCAGCUGGAGGAUUCUCUGGAGCAUGAGAGACGCUCACGUCAGGAUCGGCGGCCUCUGCAAGACGAAGCAGAAGAGAAGCGAGAGCUGGAGCAGGAGAGGCGGCGGCGACAGCAGCGUGACCGGCAGUUCCUAGAGGAAGAGCAGCUGCGGCGAGAGCGCCAACGGGAAGCCGCACGACGAGGCGAGAGGCUCCGGGAGGAAGAGCAGCUCCUGAGAGACUCGAGGAGACGGCCACAGGAGAGGGACAGAAAGUUCCUUGAGGAGGAAAGGCAACUGCGGAAGGAGCGGGAAGAACUGAGGCAAAGACGAGAAGAGAGACAGUUCCAGGAGGAGGAGCUGCGCCGCCAAGAACUUAGGCAGGAGCGCGACAGAAAAUCCCGUGAGGAACAAGAGCGCCUCCAGCAGCGGCGUGAGGAGGAGCAGCUCCAGGAGGAAGAGCAGCUCCGUCAGCAACGAGACAGGAAAGUCCGCAGGGAAGAAGAGCGCCUGCAGGAGCUCGAGGAAGAGCAGCUGAGACGCCAGGAGCGAGACAGGAAACUCCGCCGGGAUCAAGAGCGCCUGCAGGAGCUCGAGGAAGAGCAGCUGAGGCGACCUGAGCGUGAGGACAGAAGAUUCCGCCAGGAACAAGAGCGCCGCCAGCAGCGGCGUGAAGAGGAGCAGCUCCGGGAGGAAGAGCAGCUCCGUCAGCAACGAGACAGGAAAGUCCGCAGGGAAGAAGAGCGCCUGCAGGAGCUCGAGGAAGAGCAGCUGAGACGACAGGAGCGAGACAGGAAACUCCGCCGGGAUCAAGAGCGCCUGCAGGAGCUCGAGGAAGAGCAGCUGAGGCGACCUGAGCGUGAGGACAGAAGAUUCCGCCAGGAACAAGAGCGCCGCCAGCAGCGGCGUGAAGAGGAGCAGCUCCGGGAGGAAGAGCAGCUCCGUCAGCAACGAGACAGGAAAGUCCGCAGGGAAGAAGAGCGCCUGCAGGAGCUCGAGGAAGAGCAGCUGAGACGCCAGGAGCGAGACAGGAAACUCCGCCGGGAUCAAGAGCGCCUGCAGGAGCUCGAGGAAGAGCAGCUGAGGCGACCUGAGCGUGAGGACAGAAGAUUCCGCCAGGAACAAGAGCGCCGCCAGCAGCGGCGUGAAGAGGAGCAGCUCCGGGAGGAAGAGCAGCUCCGUCAGCAACGAGACAGGAAAGUCCGCAGGGAAGAAGAGCGCCUGCAGGAGCUCGAGGAAGAGCAGCUGAGACGACAGGAACGGGACAGGAAACUCCGCCGGGAUCAAGAGCGCCUGCAGGAGCUCGAGGAAGAGCAGUUGCAGGACAGGAAGUUCCCCCGGGAACAAGAGCUCAGGCGUGACAGAAAACUUCGCCUGGAAGAAGAGCGCCUGCAGGAACUGGAGGAAGAGCAGCUGAGACGCCAGGAGCGUGAGAGGAAACUCCGCAGGGAAGAAGAGCGCCUGCAGGAACUGGAGGAAGAGCAGCUACAAGACCGAAAGCUGAGGGUGGAGGAGCAGCUUCGCAGGGAGCGCGAGGCAGAGCGGCAGCGCGGACAGGAACGUGACAGAAAGUUCCGCAGGGAAGAAGAGCUCAGGCGCGACAGAAAACUCCGUGAGGAAGAAGAGCUCCGCCAGGAACUCCAGGAAGAGCAGCUGAGACGCCAGGUACGUGACAGGAAAUUCCGUGAGGAAGAAGAGCGCCGUCUGGAGCGCGACCAGAGAUUCCGCGGGGAACCAGAGCUCCGGAAUGAAAGGGAGGGGCGUCAGCGGCGCCGCCAGGAACUCGAGGAAGAACAGCUUCGCUUUGAGGAACAGCAGCGUCGCCACCAGGAACGCGAGCAACAGCUUCGCCAAGAGCGCGACAGGGAAUUCCGGGAGGAGAAGUAGCAGCGCCAGGAACGUGAAGAACUGCAGUUGAGGAGGCAGAAACGAGAUGGGCAGUACCAGGCUGAAGAUCAGUUUGCCAGGGAUACGAUUCGUCGUCGUCAGGAACAAGAACGUCGUCAGGAAGAGGAACGAAGACGUCGCCAAGAGCGGGAGAGGAAAUUUCAAGAGGAGCGGAUCCGUAGGCAGGAGGAGGAGAGGCGCCGCCAAGCCUUGGAGACCGGCACGCGCCAGUUUGCCAAUGUCCCCGUGCGUUCCAGCCCUCUCUAUGAGUACAUCCAAGAGCAGAGGUCUCAAUACCGCCCUUAAAGGAUGCUGCUAGCGUCCUGGCACCAGCCAAAGAAAUGUUUCUUUUUCAAUCAAAAGAAAAUGAGAAAUACUGGGUAUCAAAUGAUAACUCACGUGUUUCUGGUUGUGGGAAAACUCUCUGAUCUUAGAAUGUCUUUUCCAGAAUCUUAAACUAUACCCAUUUCAUUUCUUUCUGUUCCUGUCUCUCAUUCUGUCUGGGGUAGUUCUUUAUUGCAAGAUGUCUUUGUUAUUUAGUGCAGAUGUGGUGCGCACUUUUCAAAAGAAGUCAUUUAAUUUUUUAAAGGAAUUUUGUUUGAGGAGCACAUUGAUUUAUUGCCUUCAUAACUAACAAGAAUAAUGUAACAAUUUGAUAUUCAAAAUAGUUGAGCCUCUAUUUUUAGUGGUAGAUCAUGUUGGGAACCCUCAUUUUUAUAAGUUUAAGUUGACAUUUUCUUCGACCUAAAUCUCAUUUGUCUUUAUCUCCAAACAGUUUUGUCGAUUUUUUUUGCAUAAUUUUGACAACCCUCAAAUAACGCAGGGGGUGAUUUAUGUGAAAAAUAUUAUGUGAAAUCAGUUCAUAACUGAAAGAAAUCUCUCUUACGAGAAAGACUUGCACAGGAAAUUAUUUUUUGGCAUUAUAUUUUUAUACUUAGCACCACUUAAAAUUUCAUGAAGCAAAAGCAAGGUGUUUCUCAAACAACUCCAAUUUAAAACUGCUGUGAUUUGUAGAGUUCUGUUCCACUUCCCCAAGUUUUGUUGGGUUUGAGAAUAUUACUACUUUUGUACAUGUUGGUUUAGUGGGAACCUACUCAAGACCCUGUAAACAUCUUUCUUGUUUGGGUCCAUCAAGAGUUCACAAGGUGAUGGAAGAAGGAAAGGGGAAGAUGUAUGAACAGAGGGCAAAUUUAUAGAAGUCUCUUAACUAGACUUAUCAGCCCACAGUCAUUUGAGGCUUUAUACUACCUUAAAGACAUUCUUGUU